Zerene cesonia (dogface butterfly) is the source of this 1202-nucleotide messenger RNA. It is a transcript of the gene gus, whose product is annotated as protein gustavus. The transcript has 4 exons. NCBI's taxonomy places the organism in Eukaryota, Metazoa, Arthropoda, Insecta, Lepidoptera, Pieridae. Gene Ontology annotation, cellular component: SCF ubiquitin ligase complex. Gene Ontology annotation, biological process: proteasome-mediated ubiquitin-dependent protein catabolic process. Gene Ontology annotation, molecular function: protein binding. The record is from RefSeq and is a predicted model, not a curated record. The coding region runs from base 129 to 974 and encodes 281 amino acids.
AAAAAUAUAAUUUCAGGUACAAGAGCGGGGAGCGCUCAGUGAGGAGCGGGGGCGGCGGCGGCGCGGAGGAGGCGCGGCGCGGCGGCCUCAAGGCGCUGCCGAAGCGCGCCCGCACUCGCUGCAGGGGCAUGAACAUGGGGCAAAAGCUCUCCGGCAGUGUCAAGUCGGUGUCGCGCGAGUGCCCGGCUCCGUUCAAAGCGGUGGUAGCUCGCGAACUCGCCCCAGAGCCGCCGAGGCCAGCGCGGCUCGACGCCUUGUUGGAUGCGCCGCCCGCGCAUCCCGACACGCAAGUCAAACAUGCGUGGAAUCCAGAUGACAGAUCAUUAAACAUAUUCGUGAAAGAAGAGGAUGCGUUAACGUUCCACCGGCACCCGGUCGCGCAGAGUACGGACUGUAUCCGCGGGCGGGUGGGGUACUCCCGCGGGCUGCACUGCUGGGAGGUCGUGUGGCCGGCGCGGCAGCGCGGCACGCACGCGGUGGUGGGCGUGGCCACGUCGCACGCGCCGCUGCAUUCAGUUGGCUACCAGAGCCUGGUCGGCGCGACAGACCAGAGCUGGGGAUGGGAUCUCGGAAGAAAUAAGGUGUACCACAACGCGAAGGGUACGGGCGGCGGGGGCAGCACGUACCCGGCGCUGCUGCGGCCGGACGAGCAGUUCCUGGUGCCGGACCGGCUGCUCGUUGUGCUCGACAUGGACGAGGGCACGCUGGCCUUCUGCGCCGACGGCCGCUACCUCGGCGUGGCGGCGCGCGGCCUGCGCGGCAAGACGCUCUACCCCAUCGUGUCCGCCGUCUGGGGGCACGCCGAGAUCACCAUGAAGUACAUCGGCGGCCUCGACCCCGAGCCACUGCCGCUGAUGGAGCUGUGCCGGCGCGUGAUCCGGCAGCGCGUGGGGCGCGCGCGGCUCCGCGCGGCGGCGUCGCGGCUGGCGCUGCCGCCCGCGCUCUCCGCCUACCUGCUGUACCGGGCGCCCUAGCCGCGCCCGCGCCGCCCGCACCGCCGCUCCGCCGCCUGCUGAGGUAAACCCGCGCCCCCGCGCCUCGCGCCCCGCGCCCCCGCGCCCCCGCGACCUCCAACCGGAUCCGUGACGCGCACACGCAAACGUUAUAUGUAAACUCGUACUUGCGUGCAUGUGAUUUGUGACGCACUAGCAAGCGUGACGCGUGACACUCGCAAACGUGGUACGUGGGACACAUUCGCAAAC